UCUCUGCUCUCUGGGUAACCAGCUCUUUCUGUGUCUGCCCGUCUCGAUGGCUAGACUGUGCUCACUGAGCCUGUACUUGCUCAGGAUCCGUCUCUGCUUUGUGUCUCUGACACUCUGGAGAUAAUCUUCACAUUCAUAAUUAGAUUUUAUAGUUCGAUAGAAUUGUAAUUUACUUUGUGUUUUAGUUUCUUGAUCCCAAUGUUCCAGAUAUAUAUUUUUAGAUUGUUUGAUAAUUUGAUUUAUUUUGAUGUUCGGGUGAGAAGCAGUGCUGGUCUGAGACUGGUUAGUGUUAGUAGAGUUAGUCAGGUUAGUAAGUCUCGGUCUCUCUCUCUCAGUCUCUCUCUCAGUGGAGGUUGUUUGUGGUCAGGAAGUGUGAAUGUGCCUCAGUGCUGCUUGAGCAAAAGUCAUUGCAGAGCACAUCCGGCCUGUGUGUCUUUAAAAGAGUACAGAAGUCUUCACUGAAAGACACGGCUGAGGCUUUUGGAGCUUGUUGGUCAGCGUGGGAGGAAACAGCGUUUCUGAACAUCACUCUCAAAAUGGAUGCCCUGCUCAUCACGGAGGACCAAGCCUGAACAUGAACUCUUCUUCCUAAACUCUUCAUGAUGACUGUCUGAAUGAGAAGACAAUGGAGGAUAUUGUAGACUAUCAGGAGUCUGAGCCUUAUCUGGAGGCCAUGCAGUACAUAGAGAGGAUGAAGCAGGAGAAGGAAAGAAGCCUUGAGAGCGAGAGCGUCCCGAUGGAUCACGGGGUGUCUCUGUCCCCCUUCACCGUUCCCUGCACUCCUCUCUCUCACGCUACUGUGCAGUGGGACUCCCCAGAAAUGCCUGCAGAGCCUCCCGGAUUGUCUGAGGUUGGCCCGAGGUUCGACUGGACGCUGGAUCUUCCGUCCGCAGACCAGGAUGCCACUGUGGAUUUCUCACCUGAAGCCGAGUCACAAGCGGACAUCAUGCUUGCGUCUUCCCAGACAUGUGAUGCUCAGAAGUCAGAUAUGCAAACACAGCUGGUGCUUUCACAUGAAGAGCCCCCUGAAUCAUUUGCAGAUGUCAACGACUCCAGAGCAGAUGUGACUGAAGAGCAUUUUGAAGCUUCUGAUGGCGUUCAGAUCUUUAUGGACACACGAGACUCAGAGAUUCGACCGGGUCUGGAAAACUCACAGUCGCAGGAAGAGAAGGAACCCGACAUGUUAGACUUUCCCAAAAAAACUUUUGCCCACGAGGAAAGCACAGAUUCAGGCAGUGAAGAGCAAACUAGGGAGUGGACUGAGACAGAGGCAAACGGAGAAUCAUCAGACGCAAGAGACGAUUUUCAGGAUCAGAUUCAAGGACCUGAUGAAUGUCUGGAAAAAGAAGAGUCAAGUUCCCCAGAGAUCCAGUCCGAUUGGUCACAGGAUGCCAUCAUUACAGAACCACCAAAGCCACUGCCAGACCUCACGGAUGAUUCGGUGCAGCUCGAGGAACUGACACAAGAGCCAGAAAACAUAAGCAAAUCUGUUACAGUGGCAGAGAUGAACCAGAAUUAUGGCACUUUACAACAUGCAGAAGAGUUUCAGGGCGUAGACCUCUCCAAGGAAUCCAAUGCACAAGACCAAGAGCGUGUAGAAAGACCUGUAAGCUCUGAGCAAAAGUUUGACCCUGAAAAUGAAUGUCCAGAGAAAGCAGAGCAGAGCGAGCAGUUCAGACGUCCAGAAGAGAACCGAUCUUCAGGUCAGAUCCAGAGUUCAGAUGAGGAGAAACCCUGCGAUCAGACACCGCCAUCAGAGCGUUCAGACACUUCCAGCGACAUGAAGCAGCCAACAGCGCUGGCAGAUGUGGAGGAGCAUGUACGAGAGGAGACAUCAGGGCCGGUUAUAGACACAGAACCUGCUGGUCCCUGCAUCAACGGUAGCACUGAGCUCGUAAAUAGGGCCAAGGCCCAGCGGUUGGCUGAGAAGCUCUAUAGACUGGACGGUUUUCAGCAUACAGAUGUGGUCAGACAUCUGGACAAAGACAACGAGUUCAGUCGUGCUGUUGGGGAAGAGUACCUCAAAUUCUUUGACUUCACCAACCAAAGUCUGGAGCAAGCACUUCGGUCAUUUCUGAAGGAGGUGGUUUUGAUCGGAGAGACUCAGGAGCGCGAGAGAGUCCUGCAGCACUUCUCCACUCGUUUCCAGCAGUGUAAUCCUGACGUCUCCUCCUCCUCCGGAUCCGUGCUCACGCUCACGUGUGCCGUGAUGCUACUUAACUCUGACCUGCAUGGACAAAAUGUCGGGAAGCCCAUGUCCUCGGCUGAAUUUGUGUCAAACAUGGAAGGCAUGAAUGGAGGCGAGAACUUCAGCAAGGACUAUCUGAAGAGUCUCUACAUCUCCAUCAAGAGCGAUCCGCUGCAGUGGGCCGUAGAGGAGGGGGUUCUGGCUAAAUCCAUGAUGCCAGAGUCGUAUUUGGACCAGGAUGGAUAUCUGCGCUCAAAGAGUAACCCAUUCCAGGAUCUCCCUCACGACACCAAGGCCACCGUGUUCCAGAAAGGCUUUUUAAAACGCAAAGCGCAUGCAGACAUUGAUGGCAAACGCACUCCAUGGGGGAAACGAAGCUGGAAGACGUUUUAUGCCAUGCUGAAGGGAAUGGUGCUUUACCUGCAGAAGGAUGAUUACGUGAAGGACUGCCAGAGCUCAGAGGAGGUGGUUAGCGUUCAUCACGCUCUGGCGGAGCGAGCUCUGAAUUACACCAAACGGCCGCACGUGUUUCGCCUGCAGACAGCCGACUGGAGAGUCUUCCUCUUCGAGGCUGCUUCCACAGAGCAGAUGAACUCCUGGAUCGGCCGGAUUAACCUGGUGUCUGCGCUGUACUCCUCGCCUCCGUUCCCCGCAGCUGUCGGAUCUCAGAAGAAGUUCUGUCGGCCAAUCCUGCCCGCCACACAGUCCAGCCUCAUGCUGGAGAAGCAGCUGCAGUCGCAUGCAGCCAUGCUGCACAGCUUCCAGCAGGACCUGACGUCUCUCCAGCAGGAGGCGCCAGAGAGCAGGAGGAGCAAAGCCAGGGAGCAGGAGGAGCUCCGGCAGAGAGAGGAGUACUUACAGUACGAGAAGUCUCGUUACGAAGUCUAUCUGAAGGUUCUGGAGGCCUGGCAGGCGCUGGAGAAGUCCGAUCCAUCGGUCGCUGAUAGACUGAAUGCGCUCGAUGAGGGAUUGUGGACCGGAUCGAUGGACGAGCAGCAGGACGAGGCUGACGCCGGGAUGAAGAGAUCUCACUCCAGUCCAUCUCUGGAGUUAGAAACGCCUCCUCAGCCUGUCGUCAAAGUCCGACGUAACAUCUCCGAGAGACGGACCUACCGAAAGAUUGUGAUUCCCCGCCGGAACAAAGAGCUUUGAACAAUCAGACUCUUACACAAACUGUCAGACACGCUCGAAGCACUUGAAUCCUUUAAGGUUUUACAUCAUUUAAUAUAUUUUUAAGGUCAGGCCCGUCCAAGAUAAAAACAGCAACAACUGUAGUCUGUUUAUAUACAGAAUUUUUGCACAAUACUCUUAUUGAUGUACCCUGUUCAUACUCUCCACAAGAGGGAGAUGUUGCUCAAGAUUUUUAAAUGAAGGACAAGACCCAAGUCAUUAGUUCUAUCCUCACAUCUCAAAAGAGCUUCUGGAUGAAUGUGUGGUCAGCAGAACCCUAGUAAACCGAGUGAAGACUGGAA
Molecule: messenger RNA, 3660 nt
Organism: Cyprinus carpio (common carp)
Lineage: Eukaryota; Metazoa; Chordata; Actinopteri; Cypriniformes; Cyprinidae
Product: PH and SEC7 domain-containing protein 3-like
Biological process (GO): regulation of ARF protein signal transduction
Molecular function (GO): phospholipid binding; protein binding; guanyl-nucleotide exchange factor activity
Source: RefSeq, a predicted model, not a curated record